ACGUCACUUCCGCCUCUAAGACCCCGGAUGAAGCUGCCAUUGGGGCAAGUGAGCAGGGCCACCGAGGUUGGUCGGAUUUAAUGUAACGGUGAAGGGGGGUCGAAGCGGAUAAACGUAUCUCUGGGUUCAUGUGGACGGGACAGCGUGGAGUUGCAGCAGCGCUACGACCAUAAACAAACUGUCCGCUGCCCGAGCAGAGUCACCGGCCAACGGCGGUUGCUAACUGUACUUAACUGUUAGCAAAGUAGCGCGGAGCAGCUUCUCCGGCUAUUAGCCGCACACACGGCGGACACUCUGAACGUCUUGCCAGGCUUCAACCACAACACCAGGUGGAUGAAUGAUGUCUGCGGCCAGUAUCGACCCUCAGACAUCGAAAGGACAAGAUGCAAGUAAAGCCUUUCCAGUUUCAGUGCAGAAUGGCUCCCUCCACCAGAAGGACACAGUCCAUGACAAUGACUUUGAGCCCUAUCUCACCGGCCAGUCCAACCAGAAUAACAGUUAUCAGUCCAUGACGGACCCAUACCUGUCCAGCUACUAUGCCCCCUCCAUUGGAUUUCCCUACCCUCUCAGUGAAGCUCCUUGGUCAACAGGAGGUGAUCCACCAAUUCCGUACCUGACACCCUAUGCCCCCCUCAGCAAUGGAGACCAUCACUUCAUGCACGACACAGUGUUUGGGCAGCCAGGAGGGCUCAGCAGCAGCAUCUAUCCUCACAGGUUUAAUUUUUUCCCAGAGAAUCCGGCCUUCUCUGCAUGGGGCACCAGUGGUUCUCAGGGCCAACAGACUCAGAGCUCAGCCUAUGGAGGGAGUUACAGUUACCCUCCUAGCUCUCUAGGGGGCACCUUAGUCCCAGAUGGCCAGACAGGUUUCCAUAGUGACACCUUGAGCAAGGCUCCAGGUAUGAACAGCCUAGAGCAGGGCAUGCUGGGCCUAAAGAUAGGUGGGGAUGUGACAGGAAGUGGCUCGGGUGUGAAAAGUGCAGGCUCUGUGAUUGGUGGAGGUGGCAGCGUAGCUGCAGCUGUUGCUGCUGGCAAUGGUGGGACGCCAAUCGGAAUGCCCCCUCCAAAACCUACAUCGUGGGCUGCUAUUGCGAGUAAACCUGCCAAGCUGCAGCAGCAAAAGGCCAAGAACAAACCCGGCACACCUAUAUCUGGAGGAAGUCUGCCUCCACCCACCAUUAAACACAACAUGGACAUUGAUUCAUGGGAUAAUAAAGGGACUGCUACCAAGAUAGCCCCUCCUUUGCCACAUCACCACCACCAUCACCACCACCACCAACAGCACCAGCCACAGCUUCACUCCCAUGCUCCCAGUCUCCUCCCUCCCCUUCAACAAUCCAUACAGUCUGCCCAGUCCCUGGUGCAGCAGAUGACCAUGCAGGGUCCUCCACCCCCUCCACAGCCUUAUCACAACCACAACUCUGCUCCAACACCUCAGACCCGGUGGGUUGCCCCACGCAACCGCAACUUGUGCUAUGGUGGUGGAAGCUUGGAUAGCAGUGGCUCCUCUAAUGGUGGCGGCAUCGGUAACGGAGGUGGAGUGGGAUUGCUUCCAGAGCCAGGAUUGGAGUCUCACCCUGUGCUGGAGAAGCUACGAGCGGCCCAUAGCUAUAACCCUAAGGAGUUUGACUGGAACCUGAAGAACGGCCGUGUAUUCAUCAUCAAGAGCUACUCCGAGGAUGACAUCCACCGCUCCAUCAAGUAUUCAAUCUGGUGCAGCACAGAGCAUGGAAACAAGCGUUUGGACUCAGCAUUCAGAGCGAUGAACUCAAAAGGCCCUGUCUAUUUGUUGUUCAGUGUCAAUGGCAGCGGCCAUUUCUGCGGUGUGGCGGAGAUGCGCUCACCUGUGGACUAUGGCACCAGUGCUGGUGUUUGGGCGCAGGACAAGUGGAAGGGCAAGUUUGAUGUGAACUGGUUGUUUGUUAAGGACGUGCCUAAUAGCCAGCUGCGACACAUUCGCCUGGAAAACAAUGACAACAAGCCAGUGACCAACUCUCGUGACACUCAAGAGGUUCCUUUGGAGAAGGCGAAGCAGGUGCUCAAGAUUAUUGCCCAGUACAAACACACCACCUCCAUCUUUGAUGACUUCUCCCACUAUGAGAAGAAGCAGGAGGAGGAGGAGGUGGUGAAAAAGGGCUAUGAGCCUGCCCCAAUACAGAACCGAUCCAGAAUCGAUCAGGAUCGUCAGAAGUAAACAUAAGAAGAAGACUUCUGAAAGCUUCGAUCAGUGGUUGUGCUCGGAUGGACAUACUAAAAUUUAAAGAUUUAAAAAGUUAACACACGGACAUAUAGAAAUUGAAAACUAAUAUGUUUUUCUAUUUAAUUAUUUUGACUUUGGCCCAUGUCAAAACAUUUGAGCCACAUUGCUCCUGGUUCCCAAACUUUAAGAUGAGUGCAGGGAUGAAGCUAGUUCCACCAGGUGAAUCGCUUCAAUAAUAUAUAUUAUUUUCCUGUUCUGUUUUGUUUUUUUUAGCCUUUUAAAUCUCUAUCGCUCCCCCCAGAACUUGCAUUCUUAAACUUAAUAUAAAUAUCUGCACGUCUGUUUUGAAAAUCUCUUGACAACAUGCUGCUGAUAUUCAGUGACUGUUCACUUUGUGGUGUGUGUGUUGGAGAAAUGUUAAAGUGCUUGUAUUGGUUAAUCUUAAUGAGUGAACAACACUUAAUUGACAAAUGUCUGCUAUCUGUUUGUGGCCCGUUGUAUUUUAUAUUAUUAGAAGGAAAGACACUUCUAUGACGGCCCUCUUAUGUUUUCAUGUCUGGGCUGUUCUACCUUGGUAGAGGAAUGUGACACUGAGAGUUUCUGUAUGCAUAGGCCUAAAUGUGCAAGGUUGUGACCGUAGAAAAGCAUAAGUGUUAGUAUUUUGAAGAGAAAAAAAAAAAGACCAACUUGCUUCUAAUUGAUAUCAGUGUAACAUUAAGGUGCAGAAAAUUUAGAUUUUAUUUUUUCUCAGAUUGGAGCCUUAACAUUUCUUUUAAGCAGUAGAAUAAAUGACUUUGUUUCUCCUUAACACUGUACUUUAAAACUCGUCAGCUAGACAUUCAGGGAAAAGAUGUCCAGUUAACAAAAGCUCAAAAAGGCAGUCCCCCCCCCUUUUUUUUUAUCUAAAGGAAUGAAAUUCACAUAAUCUGUAUCGCUUACAGUUUGUUUUCCGUUUCUCUAAUCCAGUGACUUUGAUUUCCCCCUCUGUUCCCAUCUGCUCCAACAGAGUGUCUGUCCGUGAGAUUCUGAAGGAAAUGUAGCAUGUACUGCUUUUAAAACUCAAAGCCAGGCCUGUCCUUUUGGUUCUUUGCUUUUUUUUUUUGUUCUUUCUUAACAUCAUAUUGAUCUCAGCAUUUUCAUUGCUAUAACCUUUCCACGUCAUCCCCCACGAAAAUGUAAGCUUUAAUGUACCGGCAUUUCUAACUAAGAUCGCCUCAAAAUGUUAACUGUAGCAUUAUAUUUAACCGAUUUAUUGUCAAGUGUAUGAACACCCAGAGACUAGCCUAUUAUGGUAUAUGUUUGUGACUUCUUCUUUCUUUUUUUUAAUUGCUUGCUGUAUUGUGUGUAUGUGUAUGUAUGCUGGAGUGAAAGAAACAAGGGAGUACGACUGUGGAGCAAUCAGAGUUAUAUUACGGUAUUGGAAUAUAGAAAAUUUAUUCAAGAAAAAAAAAGUUUUAAGUCACCCCUGAAUUAAAUAUCCAUUGUGUCAGAGGUCACUGUCACAUUCUUAGAUUUGAUCAUGUUCAUUAUUAAAGAUAUUAUUACCUGUU
Solea senegalensis (Senegalese sole) is the source of this 3747-nucleotide messenger RNA. RefSeq names its product YTH N(6)-methyladenosine RNA binding protein 1 (gene ythdf1). Gene Ontology annotation, molecular function: mRNA binding; N6-methyladenosine-containing RNA reader activity. The transcript has 6 exons. The record is from RefSeq and is a predicted model, not a curated record. Gene Ontology annotation, cellular component: cytoplasm. Gene Ontology annotation, biological process: mRNA destabilization. NCBI's taxonomy places the organism in Eukaryota, Metazoa, Chordata, Actinopteri, Pleuronectiformes, Soleidae. Bases 338 to 2191 code for a protein of 617 amino acids.